GCCAAAGUAUCGUCCGGUGAUCCACGAGCUGGAAGGCUCCAUGCCAAACAAUGCCCUCCGACAUUCGCUCGUUCUUCGCAGGCAACACUGCCAAAACGCCUGCUGAGAAGCCCAGGCCUAAAGAGGAGCCCAAGAAGCGAGGCCGGCCGCGGAAAGUGGUCGAGGACGACGAUGAUGACGAGCCGGCUCCCAAGAAGGCCACUCCCAAGAAAUCUGCCGUAAAGAAGAAGCCUGAGCCAGAACCGGAACUUGAAGAGACGACGGCGAGCGCCUAUUUCGGCAAUGGGAAGCCAAAGCGGUCGGAAGCAGUAAGACCAAAAAGGGACACUGCUGCAGAGAGCACACCAAAGAAAGCUACACCCAAGACCAAGUCCAAGACGAAUGGCACCAAAACGAAUGGCAGGAGUUCGACCAGAGCGAAGAAGGAGACGGCUUAUGUUGAUCUGGACGCUGAGGACUUUCCCGAUGAUGACAUGGAAGAAGAUGCCGAUGAUGAGUUCAAGGCAGCUGCAAAAGUCGGCAAGCGACGAGGCGACGACUACGAGACAGGCACGGACGAUGAGGACGAUGUACCUCUCGUGCCGAGGAAGAGAAACACCGGCAAGCAGACCAAGCUCCAGGACCAAGGGCAGGAUGACGCUGAUCCUGAUGGCGACAUCGAUAUGAAGGAUACUAACCCUGACGACGACUUUGUCGUGCCUGAUGACGACGAGGAAAUAGUUGAGAUGAAGCCUGUAAGGAAGGCCGCCGCGACCCCAGCGAAGAAAAGAAAGUCUACAACUUUGGACGACGAUGAUGAUGACGAUGACGACCUGGAAGUUGAACAAUCGAAGCCUGCUGCGAAGAAGCGUGCCACACCUGCCAAGAAGACUGCAUCAACAGCGAAGAAAGCAAAGAAGGAUGCUCCACAAGACAGUGCUGAGGUCAAGGCUAUAUUUGACAGUAUACCCACCAUUACGCCACCUCCACCGCCUGACAAGAAGAAAGACGAUGGAAAUUCUGAUAAGCCCAAGUUUCAAUUUGGAGGACAGCAUGCCAAUUCGGCGAUCCCUGCCGGAGCUAUUUCUGACUCCGAUAUGCCUGUCGGUCAGGAAAACUGUCUUGCCGGUUUGGCAUUUGUCUUCACGGGACAGCUGCAGCGCCUAGGCAGAGAGCAGGGACAAAAUUUGAUCAAGCGCUAUGGUGGAGAUAUCAAGACUGCACCAUCAAGCAAGACCAGCUAUGUUGUGCUUGGCGAAGACGCUGGUCCCAAGAAGCUCGAUACAAUUGCAAAGCACAAGCUCAAGGUGAUCAACGAAGAUGGUCUCUUUGAGCUGAUACGGCGCUUGCCAGCCAACGGAGGCUCGGGCGCAGCAGCUGAGAAGUAUGCCGAGAAGAUUGCCAAAGAAGAGCAGCAGAUCCGUGAGCAAGCUGCAGAGCUGGAUCGGAUGGAGGCUGAGCAAAAGGCAAAGAGUGCAGCAGCAGCUGCUGCCAAAGCUGCAAAGCAGAGUCCUGUCAAGCAGACUUCCAAGUCCGCGCAAGCUGCAGCAAAAUCAAGCAAAGGCAAGGAAGUAGCAGAUGGACCGGACAGUCGGUUAUGGACCGUCAAGUAUGCGCCUACACAACUGUCUGCCAUUUGCGGCAACAAGGGUCAAGUGGAAAAGCUGCAGGCCUGGCUUCGUGCGUUUCCGAAGAAUCAGCGGACUGGAUUCAAGAUGGGUGGACCGAACGGCAGCGGCGUGCAUCGCGCUGUCAUGAUUCACGGUCCCCCUGGAAUUGGCAAAACGACUGCAGCACAUCUAGUGGCGAAGUUGGAAGGCUACGACAUUGUAGAGUCGAACGCUUCAGACACUCGUUCCAAGAAACUUGUCGAGACUGGCUUGAAAGGCACACUGGCCGCGACAUCUCUCCUCGGCUAUUUUGCGCAAGGCGAAGAAGAGGUUAAAGAUUCCAACAAGAAACUCGUUUUGAUCAUGGAUGAAGUAGACGGCAUGAGCGCUGGAGACAGGGGUGGCGUGGGAGCACUUGCGGCUGUUUGCAAGAAGACGCAGGUGCCCAUGAUCUUGAUCUGCAACGAUCGUAAGCUGCCAAAGAUGAAACCUUUCGACUUUUGCACCUUUGAUCUGCCAUUCCGUCGACCCACCACGGAGCAGAUUCGAGGUCGGAUCAUGACCAUUACUUUCCGUGAGAAAUUGAAGCUACCACCGAACGUAGUUAAUGCUCUCAUUGAGGGCUCGGGCGCGGACAUCAGACAGGUCAUCAACAUGGUCAGUCAAGCCAAGCUUGAUGAUCAAGCCAUGAGCUUUGAAGAUGGCAAAGACAUGAGUAAGGCUUGGGAGAAGCAUACUGUGCUGAAGCCUUGGGAUAUGGUCGGCAAGAUUCUAGGCGGAGGGCUAUUCAACGACGCAUCCCAGGCAACCUUGAACGACAAGACGGAGCUAUACUUCAAUGACCACGAGUUCGCGCCCCUCAUGCUGCAGGAGAACUAUCUAGGCACAAAUCCGCAGCGGUCCAACAGAUAUAAUGGCGAGCCCAGAAAGAAGAGAUUGGCAGCUCUGGAACUGGCAAGCAAAGCAGCAGACUCUAUCAGUGAUGGAGAUUUAGUGGAUCGUAUGAUUCACGGUAGUCAGCAGCAAUGGUCCCUCAUGCCGACGCAUGCUGUCUUCAGUUUUGUUCGCCCUGCAAGCUUCGUGUAUGGCAGCAUGGCAGGCUCGCAGACUCGCUUCACUGCUUGGUUGGGCAACAACUCCAAGACUGGCAAGCUGUCCAGGUUCAUCAAGGAAAUUCAGGGCCACAUGCGUCUGCGGGUGUCUGCUGACAAGAACGAGAUCCGCCAGACGUAUCUGCCAAUCUUAUUUGAAAAGCUGGUCAAGCGUCUCCAAGACGACGGCAAGGACGCGGUACCGGAGAUCAUUGAGCUCAUGGACUCCUACUAUCUCACCAAAGAUGAUUGGGAUGCUAUACUCGAGCUGGGUGUUGGCAAGGCUGACAUGGAAAGCAUCAGGAUCGAGACACAGGCGAAGGCUACCUUCACUCGACAAUACAACCAAAUGUCUCAUCCACUGCCGUUCAUGAAGGCAUCACAGGUAGUGGCACCUACGAAGGCUGCUGCGAAAGAGAAGCCUGAUAUUGAAGAGGCUUUUGAAGAGUCUGCCGACGAAGCUCCCGAUGAUGCCGCUGACAAGAAGGAGCAAGAUGACGAGAACGACCUCAGUAAAGACAAAUACGUCAAGCAGCCGAAGAAGAGAAAAGCGGCAACCACCAAAGCCGGUACCAGCAAGAAGAAGAAGACGGCUAAGGACGAUGACGACGAAGAGGAGGAAGAGGAGGCCAAGCCCAAGAAGGCCAAAGGAAAGGCACGCGCGAAGAAAUAGAAUUGGGUUCCUGUUGUAAUGAUAUCUAGAAUCGUUGGUGCUUUGGUACUGUUGUCCAGAGGGUGGCUGUCAGCGACUUUGAAGGGUCAGUCAGCUUGGCGAAC
This is a messenger RNA of Sphaerulina musiva SO2202, 3457 nucleotides long. RefSeq names its product DNA replication factor C, large subunit. The record is from RefSeq and is a predicted model, not a curated record. Gene Ontology annotation, molecular function: DNA binding; ATP hydrolysis activity; ATP binding. Gene Ontology annotation, biological process: DNA repair; DNA replication. Gene Ontology annotation, cellular component: nucleus; DNA replication factor C complex. Bases 51 to 3353 code for a protein of 1100 amino acids. NCBI's taxonomy places the organism in Eukaryota, Fungi, Ascomycota, Dothideomycetes, Mycosphaerellales, Mycosphaerellaceae. The transcript is spliced from 2 exons.